Messenger RNA from Perkinsus marinus ATCC 50983, 1737 nucleotides. Its product is annotated as COP9 signalosome complex subunit, putative. Gene Ontology annotation, biological process: protein deneddylation. The transcript has 14 exons. The coding region runs from base 38 to 1699 and encodes 553 amino acids. Lineage: Eukaryota; Perkinsozoa; Perkinsida; Perkinsidae. Gene Ontology annotation, cellular component: COP9 signalosome. The record is from RefSeq and is a predicted model, not a curated record.
CCUCGUCGUUUUUACUGGAAGGGGGAGCAAGUGACUGAUGUCAGAUGUCGAAGAAUUCGUGUACGAAUCGGAUGGGGACUACUACGUCGAUGAAGACUACGAUGUUGACGAGGAGGAGGAGAUGGACGAUGAUGCUGUUGAGCUCGAGAACGCUUAUUAUGAUGCCACUGACCACUUCCGAUCGAACCCCGCUGUAGCGUUGGAGCACUUUAAUAAGGUCAUCAGACUGGAGAAGGAGACGAUGAAGGACGACUCGAUCGCGUGGCGGUUCAAGGCACUUCGUCAUGUUGUGGUAUUGCAAUGCCGAUUGGGGUAUCCCUCGGACGUAGUGGAGGCUUCGUAUAGGCAACUGUUGUCUUAUAUGGGACGGGUCUCAAAGAAUGAGGCUCAGGAGGCGAUCGAUUUUGUUAUUGAUGCGUUGUCCCCGACCACCGUGAGUAGCAUGUCAGGAGGACCGCCGCCGUCACCUGAGGAAGAAGCGUCGGGGGAUAGUCAACUCCAGGCAGUGUAUGAGCUUACUCUGGAGGCUCUGAAGAGUGCUAGGAAUGAUCGGCUGUGGUUCGCUACGUCGUUGAAGUUGGCGAGGCUCUAUUUGGCUAAGGGCCAGACUGAUAGAAUAAAGAAGGUCCUCGCUGAGCUACACUCACAUGUUGAAGACUUCGACUACAGUGGUGAUGAGGGUGCUAAGAGUGCUAAACUCCUCGAUGUGUACUCCCUGGAGCUGCAAGUUGCCGUAGCAGAGAAGGACAAUGCCAAAGUGCGCGGCAUCUACCCCAAGACGCUCAGUCUCACGCAUACCAUCGCGGACCCUCGUAAUGUGGCGGUUAUACGUGAGAGCGGUGGGAAACUGUUUAUGGCGGAGCGAAGGUGGAAUGAUGCUUAUAAUGAGUUCUUUGAAUCCUUCAAGAACUACCAAGAGGCUGGCAAUACUCGGGCCAAGACUAUACUGAAGUAUGUUGUAUUGGCAUCGAUGCUCUCACUAUCUGAUAUCAACCCGUUUGACUCGAGGGAAGCGAAAGUGUAUCAGAAUGACCCCGAGGUGUCCGUUAUGUCCGAGAUAAGGCGACUGUAUGAGGCGGGAGAUGUGAAGGCGUUGAGUGGACUUCUUCAUAACAAUACAAGCAUUACUCGCGAUGCCUUCAUCAAGGAGUACGUCGGCAUACUACUACUGAAUGUGCGUCUGAAGGUGCUGGAGGCGCUGGUGAGGCCGUAUCGUCGGGUGCGACUGGUUUAUCUGGCAGAUUCGCUGUGUAUGCCUGAGGAGGAGUUGAGAGCCCUUGUUGUGAGACUGAUAGAAGAGGGACGAGUUGACGGCGGGAGAAUCACUGUAGCUGAGAAUGAGAGCUUCUUGGAAGUUCCCAGCAAAGUUGAGCGGGCUGCCACUGCGGCAUCUUCAGCUCAUUAUGAUGCUAUACGAAAUUGGCUAGAUUCUGCUAAUAAGCUGUCGGAAAUGUGCUCGGCGAUGGUGUUGUCUCUACCGUCCGUGGAGAGAACUAGUGAGGCAGCUGAGUCUACUCGGGCUCGGCACCGGACGAGACAUGCCCAUCCUGGAGGGCGUCCUGAAGGGCUUCCUCGGUGGCAACAUAUAGCUCGAGAGUCUUCUGAUGGCACUCAGAGUGUUGAUGAUGAUGGUGACACUGUGAUGGACGCAGGAGUGGGGAUGAGCGCACCUCGGCGUCGGCUGGUCGAAGAUCCCUAGGCUUGAUGCUCUAUCACACGGUCUACUUGCUAUGAUGC